Messenger RNA from Alnus glutinosa, 1908 nucleotides. Its product is annotated as UPF0481 protein At3g47200-like. NCBI's taxonomy places the organism in Eukaryota, Viridiplantae, Streptophyta, Magnoliopsida, Fagales, Betulaceae. The transcript is spliced from 5 exons. The record is from RefSeq and is a predicted model, not a curated record. The coding region runs from base 81 to 350 and encodes 89 amino acids.
UGGGUACAUGAAGUUCCAAAAGGCCAUAGAGGGAGAGCAGUUCGCGUCAGGGUUGAUAUCUUGGCUGGCUGCUGCGGCAAAUGGUGCUAUCAGGGAACGGUAUCGUACCAGGAUGUGCAGGAAGUAAAGCUGAAAAAGAAAAAAGAAAAGCUUCUCCUUUGAAAUUGAAGUACUACAAAGAUUCUUGGCUACCAAUAACCAGAAAAAAUGUGCAGUUGGAUGCAGAGGCCAGAGGGUUGGACCUUGAGAGAAGAGGACCUGAAGAAUCUCAGGAGCUCAAGGUCUGUGUGCAGAUUUUCAGGUCAAAUGUUUGUUAUUUUUCCAAACCCAACCCUCUAUUAAUUGUUUGAGAUGGAGCCACACAGCAGAUCUACAUUUGACUUGCAGGAGCUCAAGGUCUGUGUGCCGAUUUUCAGAUGGGAGAAGCAGCAAUUACAGAAAUUCAAGAAGAAGCAAAUGCUUGGAUAAUAAAUGUGAAUGAAAAUUCUGAAAGUCAAUGGGAACCAAAGAGUCUAAGUGGAAAUGAAAGUCAAAGUGAAAAAGUUGAUGGAGACGCAAAUUCUUCAAUCAAAAAUGAACAUCAAAACAGAGUGUUGGCAAAUGACAUCACACAAAUGCUGGAAAGCUCGGAGCCUCCCUUAUCACGCAAAUAUUGUUAUAUCUACAGGGUUCCACAUGAUAUUCGCAAAUUGAGCAAAGAAGCCUACACUCCUCAGAUUAUAUCAAUAGGGCCUUUUCACCAUGGCCAUAAAAGAUUGGAACCCAUGAAAAAGCUUAAAGUGAAAUAUUUCAAGAUAUUUGUGCAAAAGGCUGUGCUAAAUGUGGAGAAGUUAGUAAGCACUGUAAGAGAUAUGGAAGGAGAUGUUCGUCGUUGUUAUGCUGAGACUAGCGAAAUUAGCAGUGAUAAUUAUGUUAAAAUGAUCCUGCUAGAUGUAAGUUUCAUCAUUGUGCACUUCCUGAUAUUCAAGCAUGCAGAAUGGGGGCAUUACCAAGAGUCUACAGUAUUUUCGGAACAAUUGCUAGAAGACAUGUUGUUGCUCGAAAAUCAACUUCCUUUCUUUGUUAUUGAGAAAUUAUACAACUUUGCAUUUGCAUCUUGUUCAAGGUACCCUUCCUUCAUUCAGCUUACCUUUGAAUUCUUUGCAUUUUACAACUCCCAAAAAAUGUCUCCUCAUCCCAAUUUGAGAAUAAUGCAUUUCGUUGAUUUGAUAAGAACCUUUUUUCUGCCUCCAUUAGAAAGGCUACAAGAAAUAAAGCGUGGCGAAAAAGUUAGGCAUUUGUACAGUGUGAGCCAGUUGGACGAGGCAGGAGUGAAAUUUAAAGUGGGCUCAAGCAAAUGCUUAUUUGACUUAAAAUUCGCAAAUGGAGUGCUAGAAAUACCAUGCUUUAGAGUAUACCGUGAUUCAGAGUCUUAUGUUCGAAACGUCGAGGCCUUGGAGCAAUGUCACUAUUUGUAUAAUGCUUAUGUUACCGAUUAUUUUAGAGUAAUGGAUUUCCUUAUCGACACUGCCAAAGAUGUAGAUAUACUUGUGCGAAAAGGGAUCCUGGUUAAUUGGGUAGGCGACAGCAACACAGCGGCAACUUUAUGCAACAAUCUCUGCCAACGUAUUGUUAUUUCAGACACUAACUCCGAUUAUUGUCUUCUUUGUAAAGAUUUGAAUGCAUUCUAUGAGGAUCGUCGGCGAAGAUGGAAGGUUAUUUUGAGACGUGAUUAUUUUAGCAAUCCUUGGAGAACUACUACCACCAUAGCUGCUAUUAUUUUGCUGGUGCUCACCUUCACACAAACUGCAUGCUCCAUAAUCUCAUUAUUAUAGCUAGAUCUUUUUCACUCAAGUUUGUAUAAUUCUAAUGGUAUAAUUGGAUGGCACUGAGAUUUAUAACAUUUAUUGUUCCAUUAUUCUUUUUGUU